Messenger RNA from Conger conger (European conger), 1566 nucleotides. RefSeq names its product sodium- and chloride-dependent GABA transporter 2-like. NCBI's taxonomy places the organism in Eukaryota, Metazoa, Chordata, Actinopteri, Anguilliformes, Congridae. Gene Ontology annotation, cellular component: membrane. Bases 16 to 1566 code for a protein of 516 amino acids. The record is from RefSeq and is a predicted model, not a curated record. Gene Ontology annotation, biological process: sodium ion transmembrane transport. The transcript is spliced from 13 exons.
CUGCUGGAGACUGCCAUGGGGCAGUACACCCAGGAGGGGGCCAUCACCUGCUGGAGGAAACUGUGCCCAUUGGCUGAGGGGGUUGGCUAUGGAGGUCAGCUGAUCAAGCUUUACAGCUGCAUGUCUUACAUCAUCAUCCUGGCCUGGGCCCUCUUCUACCUCUACUUCUCCUUCAGCUCUGAGCUGCCCUGGGCCAGCUGCUCCAACACCUGGAACUCAGAUCACUGUGUGGACUUCUCCAAUCAAAACCUCACUGCAAACUGGACCAACAACUCAUCUUCUGCAGCCAUCGAGUUUUGGGAGAGACGUGUGCUGCUGAUCUCGGGGGGCAUUGAGGAGGUGGGCAGCGUGAGGUGGGAGCUGCUCCUGUGCCUCAUCACUAUGUGGGUCAUCUGCUACUUCUGCAUCUGGAAGGGGGUGAAGUCUACAGGCAAGGCAGUUUAUUUCACAGCUACAUUCCCAUACCUGAUGCUUUUGGUGUUGUUGAUACGAGGGCUAACUCUACCUGGAGCUCUGCAGGGGGUGGAGUUCUACCUGUACCCUGACCCCUCCCGCCUGGCAGACCCACAGGUGUGGAUGGAGGCAGGAUCUCAGAUCUUCUUCUCCUACAGUGUUGGAGUGGGUACUCUGACUGUGCUGGGUAGCUACAACACCUAUAACAACAACUGCUACAAGGACAGUUUAUGGCUGUGUCUGCUGAACAGUGGGACCAGCCUGGUGGCAGGAUUUGUGGUCUUUUCUGUGCUGGGGUUCAUGGCACAUGAGCAGGGUGUCCCCAUCGCAGAAGUGGCAGAAUCAGGACCUGGUCUGGCAUUCAUUGCGUACCCCCAAGCAGUAGCAAUGAUGCCCCUAUCUCAGCUGUGGGCCGCCUGCUUCUUCAUUAUGAUCAUCCUGUUGGGCCUGGACACUCAGUUUGUGAUGAUGGAGGUGGUGAUGACGUCGGUGACAGACCUGUUUCCCAAAGUACUCCGGAGGGCUGGGCGCAGAGAGAUCUUCCUCCUGCUCUUCUGCCUCACCUGCUUCGUCUUGCAGCUGGUGAUGGUCACACAGGGGGGGAUGUAUGUGUUCCAGCUCUUCGACUACUAUGCCUUUAAUGGGGCCUGUAUGUUCUUCCUGUGUGUGUUUGAAGUUCUGCCCAUGGGCUGGCUGUUUGGGGCGGAGCGCAUGAUGGAUGUGAUCGAGGACAUGACCGGGGAACGGCCCAGCCUCAUCUUUAAGCUCUGCUGGCUCUACUUCACCCCACUGGUGACCCUGGGAUCCUUCAUCUUCUCUGUGGUGAAGUACCAGCCCCUGACCUUUAACCGCUGGUAUGUGUUUCCAGACUGGGCGUACAUGCUGGGCUGGCUGCUGGCCCUCUCCUCUGUUGUACUGGUGCCGGGGUGGAGUCUGGUCAAGCUCUCCAUCAGCACUGGCACUCUCAGACAGCGAUUGUCUCAUCUGUGUCACCCUGAUGAUGACCUGCCCCUGACCCGGAAGCAAAUGGCAGAGCGAGGGAAUGCAGUUUCUGCUAGUGUUGAAAGAGAGUUCAGGUGCUUACCAACACAAAAGUGGAAAUUGAAGUGUUAA